Lethenteron reissneri (Far Eastern brook lamprey) is the source of this 7831-nucleotide messenger RNA. Its product is annotated as discoidin, CUB and LCCL domain-containing protein 2-like. Lineage: Eukaryota; Metazoa; Chordata; Hyperoartia; Petromyzontiformes; Petromyzontidae. Gene Ontology annotation, biological process: wound healing. The record is from RefSeq and is a predicted model, not a curated record. Gene Ontology annotation, molecular function: signaling receptor activity. Gene Ontology annotation, cellular component: plasma membrane.
GGGAGGAGGGAUGGUUUAGCAAGGCCGCGUACUCCUCUCCACACACACACACAUCCAUGUAUAGCUUGCUCGGCAACGACUUAGCAAGGCCUUUACCACCACCGCCAUCAUCACCAUCAUCACCACUAUCAUCACCACCACCACCACUAUCAUCACCACCACCAUCAACCCCGUGGUCAUGCGGCGAAAAGCCGUAGAGACCGCCGCUGCCGGGAGCUUGCUGUGGUUACUCGUGGCCGCUCUGAUCCGCUCCGGUGUUCCGCAGAAAGGUGAUGGGUGCGGCCACUCGGUGCUGGGGGCGCUCAGCGGGACGCUCUCCUCGCUCGGCUACCCGGCCGCGUCCCCGGCAAACGCCGUCUGCGUCUGGGCGCUCCGUGUGCCACCCGGCCGGCGUAUCCGCCUCCGCUUCGCCGACUUGCAGGUUCUGGCGCCAGAACCCUUCCACUGCCAAGAAAACCACGUCAAGAUCUACAGCGGCAUCUCCAACUGGUCCGAGAUGGGCACGUUCUGCGGGGAGCUGGACAAGGUGAAGCAGGAGCUUGUGUCCGAGAGUAACGAGGUGACGAUUCGAUUCCAGAGCGGGUCCCACGAGCCCGGGCGAGGGUUCCUCCUCUCGUACGCCAUCGACGACCAUGCUGACCUCAUCACGUGCCUGGAGAGCGGGGCAGACUUUGCGGACCACGAGUUCACGAGGUUCUGUCCGGCCGGGUGCCUAACUCCGUUCGGCGACGUCUCCGGCACCAUUCCCAACGGGUACCGUGACUCUUCCCCGGUGUGCCGGGCGGCGGUGCACGCCGGCGUCAUCGCGCCGGACCGUGGGGGUGUGGUGAGCGUCGUGCAGAGCAAGGGGCGAGAGUUUUACGAGAGCCGGCUUGCCAACAACGUCACCUCGCUCCAGGGCAGCGACUCCCCCAACCUCUUCACAUUCAAGACGACGGGCUGCUACGGCAAGCUGGGCAUGGAGUCGGGCACGAUCCGCGACUCUCAGCUCUCGGCGUCGUCCGUGCUGGCGCAGGUCGGCAAGGACAGGGUGGCGACGGAGCUGCCCCUGUGGAGUGCGCGCCUGGGCGACGCCGGCCCCGCGUGGGUGGCGCGCCUCGACGACCCCCCCCACUGGCUCCAGAUCGACCUCAACAAGGAGCGGCGCGUCACAGGCAUCGUGACGGCCGGCUCGGGGGGUCCUCCACAACCCUCCUACUUCGUCUCGGCCUACAAGGUGCAGUGGAGCCUGGACGGGGCCGCGUGGAGCACGUACAAGAACAACAUCGGCGGCACCGAGAAGCUAUUCCAGGGUAACGUGGACAGCCUGAGCCCCGUGCGGAACAACUUUGUGCCGGCGCUGGUGACGCGUCUGGUGCGCGUCUGUCCCAUCGCCUGGCACCAGAAGAUCGCCAUGAAGCUGGAGCUGCUGGGCUGCGAGCUCCCAACCACGGCGGCGGCUGUGGGGACACUACGACCUCGUGCCAUGCGGCCGGUGGGGGCCUCUCCGCCGGUGGGCACGGAGUGGCCCCCGGGGCAGGGAGCGGAGGUGGGGGCCACCACUGUGACGGCCGUCAAGAACAGCACCAUGCCGGGCGGCACGCAGAGAGAGCUGGUGCUCGUGUCCACGCUGGUGCCGGUGUGUGUCGUCCUCGUUGCUGUGCUCCUCGUCCUGUCCUUCAUCUGCGCCAAGAGGAGGCGCGACCGCGGACGGAAGGACGCCGGGCCCGCAUACAGCCUGCCCUGCACUCCGGGCCAGACAGGCUGGUUCAAAGGCCUCCAGCAGGUGUUCCCGCGGGAGGGGCGGGGGCGGGGGGGAGGCGGCCUCCACGGAGCCGACUCCUCCCUCAACGUCCGCUACAGCAGCGACGCGCACCGGGGCCCAGCGGCGCGCAAGCACAGCGUGCCCGAGUACCAGCCGCUGGUGCUGGGCGGCUCCGAGCUGGCACGGGCAGGGAAGGCCUCCACAUUCCGGCCAACUCGCGACUACGAAGAACCGGAGCAAUCACCGGGGGGCGGCGGCGGCAGCGGCGGCCUUCCUCACCCGCCGCCUCCCCUCACCCUCCCUCCCAUCCCGGCGGCGCCAGUGCCGGGAGCGCCGCCCUCGCCAUCGUCGUCCAUCGCGACCUCCCCUUCCCCGGCCGCCUACGACACCAUCGGGGCGUACGACGACUCGCCGGCGCGCUAUGCCUCGCCGCUCUCCUCCCCCGCCGCUCCGGCGCUCCACCUGUACGCCGAGCCGGUGCCGGCGCAGGUCCCCGAGUACGCGAUGCCAAUCGGGUUCACGCUCGACCCUGUGCGAGCGUUUCCCGUGGCCUACGACACGCCGAGAAGCCCGCGCAGGGCCGAGCAGGCACCGGGGCGGCCAAGUUUCAGCCAGUCGGCAUCGGGGAUCGGCGGUCCCAGCGGCGACGGUGGUACGGUGUACGACACACCCAGGGCCGUACGACGGAACGCGACGCGCGGAAACGUUGACGCCGGUGAUGCCGGCGGGGUGGAGGGGGGCGGCAGUUGAGCGGAGGUGGCCGUCGUGAUUGGUCGAUGCCGUGCUGUACGGUGCGCGUGGGCCGACGUGAUUGGUCGACGCUGGGUCACACGGCGUCUGUGGGACGACACGAUUGGCCGACUUGUCGCGUGGUAGCACAGGAGGAAUGAGGAUGCGCGCUGUUUAUGUGAAUGUAAUGUCGGUUGGAAUUGUUCUACGUUUUAAGUUUUAGAUUUUUUCACGCGUGUCGAUUUUACAUUUUUUUCACUUCAAUUAUAAUUUAUAUUUUGCGACGUUUUAUUUUUUUCGUACAUUCGUACUUUUUUUGCGCGUUUGUGAAGUAUUUAUAUAUUUCUUUCGUUUGUUUAAAUUUUAUUUCGCGUGGAUUUAUUUCUUCGGAACACGUGCAAAUUUCUACAAUUGUUUUCAUUAUUAUUAUUUAUGUUUUGUUUCGUCGUUUUCCAACAUCAAGUUUUUACUCGACUGGGCGAUAAUUUGUUUUUGCGCGCUGAAGGCAUUGUGGGUAGAAUAACGAUGGGCACUCCACCCCACACAUCUGUGACGAUGAAGAUGAUGAAGGAGAUAGCGCCCCCACCCGCGUGGAUUUUUGUCGUUGUGUUUGUACAGGGUUUGAUACGGAGAGAGUUUUUACACUGUGUUGAGUGUGCAUGAUCGUUUUGAAUAGGCAUAAUCAUCAUAAUUCAUAGGCGUUUGCAAUAAUUACCUAUACUGUAUAUAAGCGGGCAAGAGACGACCAAGCCCCCGGCGCAAUCCGUAGUGGCGUGUACUGUUAGCGAGCGCCCGUUGUGUCCGGCACGGCUUGUGCCGUGGCUGGUUGGUUCGUACUGCGCCUGGACAAUGUUCGCACGGCUCACUGGGUACUCAAUUUAGGCCGAGUUGACCUAGGGGGAGGACCAGUGUGCUUAAUGGAUUGUAGCAAAGUAUGUCAAACCACUACACCGUCUCUCUCGCAUACACACACGCCGCACAAAGACAAAGACCACCCGUAUAGCCUUAACAGACUUUUAGGGAAAGUGCUCUUAGUGAGCACCUAAGAAGGCUGGCACGGCACACGAGGGGGUGGUGUGGCUAGCACCACGCCCAGCCGCCUUUGUCUCCCCAGUGCUGAUGUUUACACACAACACCAGGUACUCAUUUAAGGCCGAGUCGACCUAGGGCAAGCCCAGGACCGGCUCAGAUAUUACUGAUGUUGGCUGUGAGCACAUUGCCGCACGAAGACAUACAACCGCAAAAAAGCUUUCACAAAAAUCACGACAUACAUGAGCAGAGUUGCAUGGGGAGGCAACUCUGCUGAUGAUUGGGUGAAGCUAACGACCAAUCGCCAGGCUGCGUUGUCAGCGAUUCGCAAGCACAAGUGUGUACAGCAACAGCAACCCUCGCACGUCCAUCACGAACGCAAUUACAACGCGGAUUUAUGGCAGUGUCUGACAUGUGACCCCAUUUGAGGAUGCGACACGGAAGUUGUGGGCAUAGUUUGUGUGGCGAUGGAGGCAGUCGGUCAUCGGGUCUCUUUGGCGGCCUAUGGAUCUGUUUGUGUCUGUGUGUGAACACAUGGGUCUCUGUGGGAACUUCACAUAGCGGCUUAUGAACGCUGCGACCGCAUCUCGAACCGAUUUACGGGGAACGGCGGGGCGUAUUUAUUUUAUCGAGUGGGGGAGGCAGGCAGUCAAAGCGCAGAGGAGAAGAGGAUAGUCUUGAGCCUGGAAUUGAACUGGGCAGGGAGUCGACAGCACGGGAGGCUGGGGGAAGGGGCGAGUAACCCGACUCUAAAGGGGCAACAGAGAAGAAUGAGCGACCUCCCAGUGACCUUACAGGGAAAAUAAUGAACAGGCUGACGUUUCGGGCAAUGGCCCAUGUUCAGAGGAGCAGAGUGAGAGGGGCGGCCAGAUUGACCGAGUUGCAGGUGGAGAAUGAAAUGUACACUGCGUUUAAAAAAUACAACUUUUAAUCGGGUUGAUUUGAAAGUUUGAAGACGGGGGAAGUUUUCAGUCGGUGCGUAAUCACCUGCCUUGAGCGUAGAGGUGACCAACCACGAAGGGCUGGCGAAUACAAAGGAAGGAGAAUCUCAAAAGUGCGCGGAGGAGCUUGGAGAGUCACUGAGAGGGACGGAGAGAGGGAACGUGCAUGGGUGAGAGGAUGCCUGGGUGAGAGGGUGUCCCUAGGAGAGGGCUGCGAUGGCUGGUAGUUGGCAGCCAAGGGAGGGAACGCGCCGGAGAGGGGACAUCUGCCGUGGAGAUGGAGCCGUGUGAGGUCUACUCUCGACGGAUCGUGACGUCUUAGGGCUGUGAGGGAUGGCGACGGCUUGGAGAGGCCUUCAUCCAGCUGAUGAUGAAGAUGACGGACGGUUUUAUUUUGAUGUAUGAGAAGUGUUUAUCGUGGGUCAAUGCAACUGAAAUGUCUCAUCGGAUAAUUAUCCGAGCAAGGAUUUUGCCAAUGAAAGUGAAGAUUUGUUUUGCGUGGCGUCAUUGGUAACCGGGCUGAGACCCAUGAACUCUCUGCACUUGAGAACGAAGUUGAAUCACGGCCCCGUCUAUGUGAGCCCAAAGGUCUCUAUGACCGUCACAGAAGAUGGGGCUGAGUCCAUCCACUCGCUGUACUCGAGUACCCGGUGUAAUCACAGCGGUUGGGCGACAGGAACUCAGAUCUGGUACCCUGGUUCUCGUAGCCGGUGCUGGUACUGCGUUUCCGACACGGCCAUUAUGAACCGAGCCCUCCCGAGCUACCCAGCCGCCUCUACUGCUGUGAUUAUUUUUUAAUGUUGUUUCAUUUGUUUUCUUUCCCCACAGAGAAUAUUCCUGCACAGUUUGUUUUCGUACGUAUCCUUCACGACGUAUUUAUUUUCAUGGGUUUAUCCGUUUCAACUUGUGCGGUGAUUGUCACAUUGCGUUGACCCCGCGGUGGCGUGGCGACGUUGCCGACUUGAAAUCCGCGUCCCGUUACCGACUCUGCUUUGUGAUUCAUUUAGAGACCGGUAGCGUUUAUAAACAUUCAGUACAUUGGGGGGGGGGGGGGCGGUGAGUUAGCGUACCGCACCAUGAACCCAACGAUGACACCAGCGGCACGAGUACAGCUUCGCGAUGGUGUUGUUGGGGGGGUCGUUACCGCGCGCGUCGUUCGGCACGACGUCCGACGUUUCAUCGGUUCCUAAAAGAAGCUGCCAGCGCGCGUGGAGCGGAACGUUGGACGCGGCGCCCGAAAGACGCCCGCGCGGCACGGAGAGACGCGCGGCGACGGCCGAGAAAAACCGCCCGGUCACUGUCGGGGCUGAGUUGAGUGACAUCUCAACCGGUCAUCGCCCCCCACCCCCCUCUCACUUUGUCAACCCGCAUUGUCCGGUGCGCUGAAGUAUGGUCAGCGAACCAACCCCCCCCCACCCCGUGACUGACAGAGCAAUGGCGAAGCUUUCAUCCAGCAGUGGACUGACGACGGGCUGUAAGUUAUUAGUAUUAUUUUGUUGAAUAUUAUUAUCGCCUAACAUUGGUACGAUGGCCUUUGAAGUGUUUUAUUGUUUUGAAAGGUGUUGCUUGAAAGUUUUGUUGUGUUUUGUAUUUUUACAACAACUUAAGAAAUCGUCUUUUAGUCUUGGUCGCGGAUGAAUGCGGUUCGUAGUUUUUUUUUUCCCUCCUCCGUUUUGUGAAGAAAAUUUGCUUAGAACUACUGUAUCACCGACUCAAACGUUGCAAGUCUUGUCAACACUCACUCUGCGGGGGUGGGCGGGGGGCGACGCAGAUCCCCUUCUUCAUGACGAGGAACUGCGGGAGGUGGCCCUCGCCAGCAUUCGGAUGCAGAGGGCGUUGCAGAACGUGCGCUGUUUAAACCCAAACAACGUGAAGAGCGAACGAAGGGCGAAAGUGGUGACACCGAAUGGAGCGUUCGGAGCGGGGCGACGAUCAACCGUUUGGGUCUCACGGUGGGAUUGGUGCUACGGGGCCGGUUGACUCGUGUAGACAAUUUAACACGUAGGCUUUCGCGAACAAUUUAACAGGCGCUGGAGUUUCAUUCCUCUAUAUAUCUAAAUCGGCUCAAGCCUUCAGUAAAAUCACGUGGCCACUACCACUCUGAAUCCGUGUCUCUCUUUCCCCGCCCACUGUCAAAACGGGCAUUUUCACGCGCAGCUCAUUUCUGCUUUUUUUUCUGCCUGGCUUUAGACCACCACAGUGUAGGGGGAACCGCGUCCGUACGUGGGGUGGGCUUGCCACUUUCGGAUGCCUUCAGCAGAGCCACACAUUAACGCUCGCCUCGAUAACAAUCAAACAGUAGCAUGAGUAUUCUUGGUUCUUUCGGUAAAGUCACGUAGAAGGGAAAUAAUAAAAUAAUUUAAAUAUUAAACAAUAAAAAUGUAAUCAAUUUAGUAGCAUGAGUCUCUAGCAGUGUCGGGAAUGAUCGAGAAUGAUAGAUUUCACGCGAGUUUGCGAUUACUGCGGCUACGAUGCAGGGAGAGGUAAAUUAUAAUAAGUAUAACCCGUAAAAACAAAGUUUUUCACUAUAAAUCCUUUAUAUGCGUGGCGGCUAGAGUCCUCUCGUCCUCUGGCUUGAGAUGGCUGCCACCUAUGGGUCAGAUGAUUGCAUUGCACCAUUAAGCAAUUGGUAAUUAAAUAUAAUAUUUUUGUCCUAAAAAGUGUAACAUUUUGGAAAAAAAAUUUCACGAACAUUCAUUGUCACGCACAACGAGUCUGUGUGCAAAAUGUCAGCUCGAUUGGAUCACGGGAAGUGGGUUAAAAACGACCGAAAGAUUUGCACGGUCCUAAGCAAGCAAGCGAACUUAAUAUUAAGGAUUUAAAAAUUAUCCGCGGGCCAUUUCAAAGUUUUCGGCUUCACGUGGUUGUGAUCGGAUUGUCGCGAGAUUAAACGCGAACAUACUUCUCAUUGGGCCUAGGCUAUAUCGGCACUGCAGUUCACUGAAAUAAAGUUCAACGCUGAGUUCUUGGUACAAAUCAAUUCCUAGCCCCCUCUCCCCCAACAGAUGUCAGUUUCUGGACGGGUGUCAACCCAAAAGCCCAUAGGUCUAAUGAAAUGAAGUCGUGACCCAUGGGACCCCUCCUCCCUUGGCUGUCGUAGCCUUCGACAAGAUUGUCAUCUUGUCUUGGAUUAACCCUGGGCGCUGGGCCAAUUAAUAUUUCAUCCAGGACUUUGCAAUAGCGGUUAGACCGACUUUAAUUCUGAUCCUGGUUUUAACCUCGACUUAGACGAGGUCUCGUCAAUCUGAUCCUGGUAUAACCUUGAUUUUAGCCUGGGUUUUGCGUGGUUGUGGUUUAUAGUUUGGUAUUAAGUCCGCCAGAUCUUGGCAUGAGCCGUGCCUGGCACAGACCUCUCUGGCUGUUUGUAAUGUGGGGAAUGUGGGGUUUG